ACCGUCGCUUGCCUCUAGUACCGGCUUUUCAUAAGGAAUAAACCAACUAAAAGCGAAUUUACGAGUCUUUAUGUAGAAGAGUAGUUGUCUAUCUCUAUUAUUAUGAUUUUAUGCAAAAGGCAUACACAAUGAAACGUCCCACGCACAAUGCGCUCAGUUAUUGGACUACAAAUUGAAGGUGACGUCAUCUCCGGUCGCCCGGCUGUUGAAGAAUCAUUCAAAACUGUUGGCGCUAAUAGCUGCCCACCGUGCACUUACUCUAGUGAAGCUAACUGAAUUCAUGAGAAUGGCUCCUAUCAAACUUGUCAUUAAGUGUGGGAACUAUGCUGUGCUGGUGGAUCUCCACGUUCUAUCCCUGGGCGGCCAAGAGGACACUAGCUGGUUCACUACGAGCCACAUCGAGGAGGUUACAACCCUGGUUCAAGAUUCUGUGGACCAGAGGGUUAAGCAGUAUACCGAGUUCCUCCGCAAUAGAAGACAGCCCAAACAGAAGAAGGAGCUGGCAUCAGCUUCAGCCUUUUCUGUGGAAGGUGAAAAAUUCAACCUGGUGGCCAAUUUUCUGAAGCGACACUCCAGUCUCAGAUGUAUUGUCAAGCAGGAUUUGCGUGUGUUUCCCGAACGAUAUGUUGUGUGUGUGAGCCGUCCAGAAGAUGCCUCAGCGCACCAUAGAAACCCGAGCCUGCCCGCGACUGAGCUGUGCGAACAAAGCAGAUCGGAAUAUUUUUCCAGUGUGGGAGAAACCCAAGAGCCUUUAAACAGCCCCACAAAAACAAAGAAGACUGUGCUUCAAAAGAUAGCCAAACAAGCCAGUGUCCAGCAAGACCUUUGUGGUUCCACUAUGGCAGAGCAGCAGAUUGACCAGAGAGUCUGUGCUGAAAACCAGAAACCGGAACUUCAAGUUGUCAAGUCAGAAUCAGGCUCAGUGAGUCUGUCCAGAUCUGAACAGAAGGUCCUGUCAGAGGCAAACCACAAGGUGCCUUGCUCCAGUGCAUUAACUGUAGCAGGAGCUCUAAUUGGGACUACUCAAAAGCAGGAGCGGCAUGCUGAGAACGAUCUUCCAGACUGUAUCAACCUAAAUGGGACCUCAGCAGGUUUCUGCCAAAAUGAAAUCAGUCAGGAGACCAGCACGAGCAAGAGGUGCAAGCUGAGUGAUGCUGGGGAAGACCCUCACCCACACGGGGCCAAGAGGACGUGCCUUGGAAGACCUCCAGCCCUAAUGCAAACUUACUCUGCACAAACAUCCAAGCACGACCUCCUUCCUCUGCCACCCCUCCCUCCACUUGAAGCCAAGGCAGAGUCCCAGGCUUCCCCUGUCUCAGAGUGCAAGAAAACCACACUGGAAGUAGAGCUGCUUACUCCAGGGAAACAAGCCCAAAGGCUCUCCCUCACAAGCAAUAACACGGCACAGACAAACCAAAACAGGCUGGCCGCAAGUCUGAGGAGCCUAUCUGUCAAGCCUGCAUCCUCAGGCUCCUCUAUUGGUUCCAGAUCCACACUCAGAGAGGAGUGGAGUGAAAAUGUGCCCAGAACCUCUAGAUUACGACGACUGAAGAGGUCCUGAGGGGGAGAGAGAGACAGGCUACAGUAAAGAUGCCUGACGCCACAGAAAUAGAGAUGAGACUCUGUCAGACUACAUGCUUCCCCCAUACUGUCCAUGUGGUCUGCUCAGAUGACUUGCAUUUGUGCUUGUGUCACUUUUUACUGCGAUAUCUGUUCUUUUCACAUAUGCUGCACACGCACAGAUCAAAUGCUGAACACAUUAUGGCAACUGAUACAUGUGCAUUUGAGUUAUGCUUUGUCAAAUACUUGAAACGGAUCUCUGCCUCCACCCAUAAGUAGUGGUGGUCAAGAACAGCUCGCAAAUGAAAGUCAAAAACCUUUAAUUGGAGUUAAGAUUUGGUUUUGUGUUAAAGAUUGGGGAUUUCAGACAGGCAGGAGCCAUGCAGUACGUCAUGGCUUUCAGACUCAAAUACUGGCUCCUACGUGUCUCAAAACUGUCCAGUUUACCCGCCGAAGCUCGAGCAUGAUUGAUUGCUGUUUCCAGGUUUAUUUCAUCACCCCAUUCUCAAAAAAAGUGUUUUUGUAGCUAGAUAUUUUUCAUAUACCAGUUAGUUGCUAAGCACCUGAAAACAAAUCUAUAAGUGGAAACAUACUGUGCUGCUUUUUUUUUUUUUAACCUAAACCAACUAAAUGCAGGAACGUGAUCAGUUUUCAAAUCAGAGGUUGAACAACAGCUGCUGUCACCAGCCGUAAAGCUCCAUUUACAACCCAGUAUUUCUAUUUCACAACAAAAUGUUGACUGAAAAUUUUACUCCUGUUUUAUUUUACUGGAAAGACAUUUCGAUAUAAAUAAAUUUUCCCCUCAGUCAAAACAAAACAAAAAAAAAAGCCCCAUUUGAAUAAUUGUGUAAAAUUCACAGAGAAUUUUGGGAAAGCAGCCGGCACAGAUCUCAUUGCAUUGUUUUCCUCUCACAGAGUCCAAACCAAAUGCUGCUUGUGGCAGUUCGACAGUGGGGUCUGUCCAAAAAAUGGAAAAAAAGUAUUAGUGGUUACAACCUGAGUGUCACCACUAGGAGCCAGUUCAGCUAUCAGCUAUUAGUCCCAACAUGUUGAGGAUCUUUCUCAAGGGGUGUUGUAAUCUCUCGUCUUUGUUUUAAUUCUGGCAAGAAGAGUUUGCCCAAAAAAAUAAAGAACAUAAUAAAUCACUUUUACUCCACAGCUUAGGCUUCUCCAGCCCAACUUUGUUUUUUUUUUGUUUUUUAAACUUGCUACAGUAUCUUAACCAGACCAUAAAGGGCUACAAUAUCUGAGCGUUAUGAGUACUGCGUCUCCAGGACUCGACUAGGAAACCAUUAGCUGUAGUUCCCACGCCACGAGAG
This is a messenger RNA of Pundamilia nyererei, 2879 nucleotides long. RefSeq names its product protein SLX4IP. The record is from RefSeq and is a predicted model, not a curated record. Bases 281 to 1561 code for a protein of 426 amino acids. Lineage: Eukaryota; Metazoa; Chordata; Actinopteri; Cichliformes; Cichlidae. The transcript is spliced from 8 exons.